UUCCCGGGGCGAGCUCGCUAGGGUUUCUGUAGGGUCGCUGUCAAUAGCGCCCUGUGACAGGGCCCGGGCCUGCCGGAGCCGGACCCCCGGCCGCAGGGGGCGCUCUCGGGAGCGGAGCCAGCUCCGGCCGGCGGUGGCGCCGCCUCUUCGUCCCGCUCGCUCCGCCGGCUCCUCGGCGAGCGGCCCAGGAAGUGUCCGGCGAGGGGGCGCUGCUAGGCCUGGCUCCGGCCGCAGUGAAAGGACUAUGGCAUCAGAGCAAACCAAGGAUGAGGUGCCUGUUCCUGAGAAAUCCACUGCAGGCCAGCAGGCCCCACGAGAAUCAGACCCAUACAAAGAAUUCGACAAUUUGCCUGUGAGCAUAAGUGACCUUUCUAUACAAGAAAAUGAGAGUGAUCCCCUAUCAUUGGAAGCUGCCGAUCAUAGCCAACCAAUAACAAGUGAGAGUACAGGAGAUGCUCAUUCAGGAGGAGCAGAAAGAGAUCCUGGGAUAUUGCCGACCGAUGCAUCACUGCUGGCUGCAGAAAACAAAGGAGAAGAACCUAUGCCCAGAGCAGUAGGACACUCUGGUGCUGUUUCCAGAGAGACGCAGGCGUGUUCCUCAAAUGAAGAGCUGUAUCAAUCUGAUUCAGAGGGUUCAGACAGUGCGGUGGAAGAAGAGAGAACCUUGCUGCAUGGGGAAAAUCUGCAAACAGUUUCUCUGCACUUCCAGGUUGAUGUCCAUGCAGAACAGCAACAUGCUACCAAUAAUUGCUCUGAAGGUGAACUGGAAGCGUCACACUUGCAUCAGGCCAGAGGGGAUGGGGGUCUGGAGCUGGAUAGUAAACCCCUGGAGGUGCCACCAAAUGGGGAGAAUGGGAUUGAAAACAGCAGAGUUGCGCAGGACUCAGAUCAGGAAGCUUCAUCCCAGAAGCCCUCUCAGAACAUUGCAGUGCAGACUGACUUCAAGACUGCUGAUCUGGAGGUGAACACAGAUCAAGAUAUUGAAAAGAACUUGGGCAAAAUGAUGUCUGAAAGGGCCUUGUUGAAGGAACGUUACCAGGAAGUGCUAGACAAACAGAGGCAGGUGGAGAAUCAACUCCAGGUGCAGCUCAAGCAGCUCCAGCAACGAAGGGAAGAAGAGAUGAAGAAUCACCAGGAGAUCCUGAAGGCCAUUCAGGAUGUGACGAUCAAACGAGAAGAGACCAAGAAGAAGAUGGAGAAAGAGAAGAAAGAAUUCUUGCAAAAGGAGCAGGAUCUGAAAGCCGAAAUUGAGAAGCUCUGCCAGAAAGGCAGAAGGUUACUGAAAGAACAGGAGGAGAAGGAAAAUAAAAUUGUUUCUCUAAUCGCAGAGCAGUCUGAUGAAAAGGAGGUUUGGGAGAUGGAACUAGAUAAGCUGAAGAACCAGCACAAUGAGAUCAAUAGGAACAUCUUGGAGGAAACAGAAAGGGCUUGGAAAGCAGAGAUAUUGUCCUUGGAGAGCCGGAAGGAGCUGCUGGUUCUGAAACUAGAAGAAGCCGAAAAAGAGGCGGAGCUACACCUCACCUACCUCAAGUCAGCGCCACCCACGCUGGAGACCAUACGACCCAAGCAGGAGUGGGAAAUGAGGCUGAACAGGAUACGAAUGACCAAAGAAAGUGUCCGGGACCAGUUCAAUGGUCACAUCCAGCUGGUGAGGAAUGGAGCAAAGCUGAGUAGCCUGCCACAGAUCCCAACCCCCGCCCUGCCCCCACCCCCGUCAGAGACAGAGUUCAUGAUGCCGGCAUUUCAGCCCAAUCCAUCCCUUACCCCCAGGCUCCCGUUCCCCAUUGGGCCGGUCCCAGUUCCCAUGCUCAUGCCCAGUGCUGACCCUCGGGCGCUCUCCUUCCCGCUCCUGAACCCUGUCAUCUCCAGGCCUAAUCAGCCCUCACCCCCUCUGCCUGCUUCCCAAGGGAGGAACAGCCCUGUAUUGGCAUCUCUUGUCAGCACCCACAGCCCUCACAUGACAUCUGCUGCCUCUAUCCCGCCUCCGCCAGGGCUCGGAGGAGUCAAAGGUGCUCAUGAGUUUCACAGGCCACAGCCGGUCGAUAAGCUGGAAAAGAUCCUGGAGAAGCUCUUGGCUCGAUUUCCCCAGUGUAACAAGGCCCAGCUGACGAACAUACUGCAGCAGAUCAAGACAGCGAGGAGAACCAUGGCAGGGCUGACCAUGGAAGAGCUGAAUCAGCUGGUAGCAGCGAAGCUGGCCGAGCAUCAGGGCGCAGCCGUGGGCGCUCAGCCACUUGGCCGAAUCAGGGCCCCCAUGUUUCCUGCUCCUCUGCCCCAGAUCAGCACCCCUAUGUUCCUGCCACCGGCUCAGGUGUCUUACCCAGGGACACCGUCACAUGCCCCCGCUACCUGUAAGCUGUGUCUAAUGUGCCAGAAACUCGUGCAGCCCAGCGAGCUCCACCCGAUGGCCUGUUCUCACGUGCUCCACAAGGAGUGCAUCAAAUUCUGGGCCCAAACCAACACAAAUGACACUUGCCCCUUUUGUCCAAGUCCUAAAUGAUAGCCACUCAAACAACGCAUCUGUGUUGGAGACGUCGCUGUGAAUAGGCAGAAUCGGUUCUGAGAUUUCUACAGUUCUAUAUUUAUACAACCAUGUAUACACAUGUACAUUUUUAUUAUAUAGGUAAUGUGUGUAUAGAAAGUCUGU
Molecule: messenger RNA, 2647 nt
Organism: Terrapene triunguis (Three-toed box turtle)
Lineage: Eukaryota; Metazoa; Chordata; Testudines; Emydidae
Gene: RNF214
Product: ring finger protein 214
Exons: 16
Coding region: 245-2500 (751 amino acids)
Molecular function (GO): ubiquitin-protein transferase activity
Source: RefSeq, a predicted model, not a curated record